AUGGCUAUGGCUGAAGACGUUGAAUCACGAAUCGAUGAGGACCAAACUAUUGAACUUCCUGAAGAUAGUAAUAACACUUACGAUGAUCCAUACGAAUGGCCAAAAAAGAAAAAGUACUUUGUUCUUUCAAUAGUAUCAGUUACUGGAAUGAUAGCUCCGUUAACAAGCACGAUAUUUUUCCCUGUGUUACAAGUAAUAAAAAAAUCAUUUCAUACAACAGACAUGACAGUAAAUUCAAUAGUGGCAGUAUUUGUUCUGGCUAUGGGAAUCUGCCCGCUCGGUUGGGCUGCAUAUUCGGACAAGCGCGGAACAAGACGCAAUGUUUACCUUCUGUCAUUAGCAGUGUUUGUUUUUGCAUCGAUAUUAUGCGCUGUGUCGCCAAACAUCUGGCUACUUAUUAUUAUGAGAACAUUGCAGGCGUGUGGAUCAUCGGCAGUGCAGAGUGUUGGAGCCGGAACGCUAAGUGACAUGUACAAAGUUGAAGAGCGUGGAACCGCAUACGGAUUUUUAUACUUGGGAGUGCUACUUGGUCCACUUAUGGGACCCCUUCUUGGUGGAUAUAUUGAUAAAUUUUUUGGAUGGAGGUGGAUUUUCUGGUUCCUUGCGAUAUUUGGAACCGCUUUAUUUGUUCUUAUGUGUUUUUCACCAGAAACAUACAGAGACACCUGCAAACUGGAAAAAUUGAACAAACAGCGAGAAUGCAAAAAAAAUAGUAAUAGUAAAGCGGAGGAUAAUAAUAGAAAACAACCAGUGGCUUGUACUAUUGAGCCCAUCAAUGAAAUAGAAAAACUGAACGACUGUAAUAAGAAAACAAAAAGCCAAAUUAGUGUUGAUGUUUCUCUUGUUAUAUCUACAGUAUCUACAGAUUCUAUGGUUUCUUUAUCUCCAAUUUCUCCUACUACUACCAUUACCUCUUCGCCCCCAACAUCUCCUACCACCCUUGUUUCUUCAAAUCCAACUUCCCCUACUACUGCCUUUUCUCCCUCGAAUUCAAUGUUACCAAUUGAUACUUCUCCUUCCUCAACUCCUUCAUCGCUGCCUCAAACCAAGAAUGCAUAUAAUUGCACAGUUUUUGCAAUGCUGUAUACACAGAAUACACUCGUAUCAGCGACAUUUCAAAAUAGCCAUUAUUCCCUCUCACCCUCUGCAACUGGGCUUGUGCUUUUGUCUGGCGGAGUAGGGUAUAUGGUAGGAAGUGUAUUGGGAGGAAAAUAUGCAGAUAUAAUACUUGCAAAAGGAAAAAAGAAGAAUAAAGGAGAGCAGUAUGCGGAGAUGAGAUUAAAAAGUGCAUGGUUGGGUGCCAUUAUCUUACCGAUUUCGUUUACUGCCUAUGGCUGGUGUGUAGAAAACGAAGUGUUUAUUGUAUGGCCUUUGAUUGCUAUGUUUUUUGGAGGUUUAGGCAUUCUUUUAUGCUACACAUGCACAUCAACAUACUUAAUCGAUGCAUUUCCUGGACAGUCAGCGUCAGUAAUGUCAGUGUACGCUUGCAUGCGAUAUAUAGCUUCUGCUUUAAUGUCUCUCCUGGCUGCUUCAAUGGAAAACGCGCUUGGCAAUGGAUGGACGUUUACAACGCUAGCGCUUCUCAAUAUUAUUGGAGCUG
Molecule: messenger RNA, 1600 nt
Organism: Paraglomus brasilianum
Lineage: Eukaryota; Fungi; Glomeromycota; Glomeromycetes; Paraglomerales; Paraglomeraceae
Source: the annotation of a GenBank genome assembly